CGUUCUACACUUCCGUGUCAUUUUUUUUUAUGGGUCGAGCGUGGCAUAUGUCAGAGACUGAUGAAACAGUUGGUAAGGAUUGUGAGACCACUGUUACAAAAAAUCUGUUUUAAGAACAUUCCGCAUCGUCAGGUUUUGAAGACAUUUUGCUCGAGUUGUGUACAUUCUAAACAGCAAACAGAGGACUGGGGCUUCAAGAAAAGGCAGGCAUACAAUAGUCCACCAAGAAGCGAAAUUGCCAUGUCGGACACCGAAAUUGAAGCCCUGUUAGCCCCACUGAGAGCAGCUGUCAAAGAACAGGGUGACCUAGUACGUAAAUUAAAAUCCGAGAAAGCCCCUGAUGUAGAUAUCCAGAAAGCUGUAGCAGAGCUGAAGCAUAGAAAGCAGGCUUUGGAGGCAAAGGAAUUGGCGUUGUCCCCAAAAGAUGACUUCGACCGAGCAAAAUUGGAGGAUUUACUGAAACAGAAGUUUUUCUUUGAUCAGUCCUUUUCAAUUUAUGGAGGUGUCAAUGGUCUAUAUGACUUUGGUCCAAUGGGGUGUGCCGUGAAGGCAAAUCUGAUCCAGUUUUGGAGGAACUUCUUUGUGCUUGAGGAACAGAUGCUGGAGGUGGACUGCUCCGUGCUGACACCGGAAACUGUACUAAAAGCCUCCGGUCAUGUGGAGAGGUUCCAGGAUCACAUGGUGAAGGACCUGAAAAAUGGGGCUUGUUUCCGUGCCGAUCACUUAGUAGAAGGUUUCUUUGAGAAGGUGUUAAGUGACAAAAAGGUAGCCGCAGCGAAGAAGGACGAGAUACGACAGAUAUUACCCAGAAUUGAGGGUAUGACCAAGGAAGAGCUAGGCGAGUUGAUACGCAAGUAUGAGAUGAAGUCUCCCGUGACAGGGAAUGAUGUCAGUGACCCGAUGGAAUUCAACCUCAUGUUUGGUACAUCUAUAGGGCCGACUGGUCAGAUCAAAGGAUUUCUCCGACCAGAAACUGCUCAGGGUAUUUUCGUAAAUUUCAAACGCCUGCUACAGUUUAAUCAGGGAAAACUACCGUUUGCAGCAGCUCAAAUUGGAAAUGCAUUCCGAAACGAAAUCUCACCGAGAUCAGGUCUCCUACGAGUAAGAGAGUUUACGAUGGCCGAAAUUGAGCAUUUCUGUGACCCAGAGCUGAAGUCAACUCAUCCUAAGUUUGACACUGUGGCUGACCUGGAGUUGACCCUUUAUUCUGCCUGUAACCAGAUGGAUGGCAAGGCACCAGAAAAGAAAAAGAUCAAUGACGCUGUGAGGGAGAAAUUGAUCGCCAAUGAGACGCUAGGCUAUUUUAUGGGUCGGAUAUACCUGUUUAUGGUGAAGAGUGGUAUAGAUCCCAAGCGCCUGCGGUUCCGUCAACACAUGUCCAACGAGAUGGCUCAUUAUGCCAAGGACUGUUGGGACGCCGAGUGUAAAACAUCUUACGGCUGGGUGGAAUGUGUGGGUUGUGCGGACCGAUCCUGUUACGAUCUGACCCAGCAUACCAAGGCUACUGGGGUUAAACUAGUGGCGGAGAGGAAACUGGCUGAAGCUAAAACCAUUGAUGUUACCGAGUGUGUACCCAACAUGAAGCUCAUGGGAAAGGCCUUCAAGAGGGAGGCCAAAGAUGUCUCGACACACAUCAGUGGUCUGUCUACAGAGGAUAUAGAAAGUCUCGAAAAUAGCCUCAAAGAAAAUGGAGAAUUCUCCGUUGAUGUGAACGGUAAAUCAUUCACCCUGAAAUCUGACAUGCUGGAGAUCAAGCGUUACCCAAAGACAGUACAUGUUGAAGAGAUUAUGCCGUCUGUGAUAGAACCGUCAUUUGGAGUCGGACGAGUUAUGUAUUCUAUAUUCGAACACAGUUUUAAAACAAGGGAGGGAGAUGAACAGAGAACAUACCUGUCUCUACCAGCAAUGAUCGCACCCUACAAGUGCUCCGUCCUACCUCUCAGUACAAAUGCAGAACUACAGCCUUUUGUUAAACAGCUCUCGAUGGCCUUGACCAAAUGUGAUAUAUCGCACAAAGUGGACGACAGCGGUGGUUCUAUUGGCCGGAGAUAUGCCCGCACUGACCAGCUCGCCGUCCCCUAUGGAAUGACUGUGGAUUUUGACACACUGAAAACCCCCCACAGUGCUACACUAAGAGAUAGGGACUCUAUGAAACAGAUACGAGCCCCGAUUGAUGAGUUGCCGGAGAUUGUACGUGAUCUGUCUAAUGGCCGCAGGACAUGGAAUGAUGUGAUCAACAAUUACCCAAUAUUUGAACAGCAGGAAAAUUAAAUGGACACUGAUAAUGGCUUUCAAUGGUGCACAACGGUGCUGGACUUACAUUCAUCUAUGAUGAAUUUUACAUGAAAUGACAUUUUAAAAAUAUUAUCAUUUAUUUAUAAAUAUCUGCAAAAAAACUGAACGCCAGUUUCAAUUUUCUUAUGAGAAGUUUUGAAUAACCAUUAAAAAUUGAAAUUAUGGUAUCUAAAGUAUCUAUUCAAUUCAACAGUAUUCAAAUACAUGUUAAUCAACAUGAUUUGGUCUUGAGAAAUUGAGAUCAAAAUUA
Mizuhopecten yessoensis (Yesso scallop) is the source of this 2545-nucleotide messenger RNA. Its product is annotated as glycine--tRNA ligase-like. Gene Ontology annotation, biological process: mitochondrial glycyl-tRNA aminoacylation. Lineage: Eukaryota; Metazoa; Mollusca; Bivalvia; Pectinida; Pectinidae. Bases 61 to 2271 code for a protein of 736 amino acids. The transcript has 17 exons. The record is from RefSeq and is a predicted model, not a curated record. Gene Ontology annotation, cellular component: cytoplasm; mitochondrion. Gene Ontology annotation, molecular function: ATP binding; glycine-tRNA ligase activity.